GGGGCGGGGCUGGCGUCUCUUUGCUGCCGUCACUUCCGUUUCUCUGUCAGUAGCGAGCGAGCGAGCUGGAGGCAGUUCGGCUACAGGAGCGGAGCAAUGCCGAAGUCAAAGGAACUUGUUUCUUCAAGCUCUUCUGGCAGUGAUUCUGACAGUGAAGUUGACAAAAAGUUAAAGAGGAAAAAGCAAGUUGCUCCAGAAAAACCUGUAAAGAAGCAAAAGACUGGUGAAACUUCAAGAGCCCUGUCAUCUUCUAAGCAGAGCAGCAGCAGCAGAGAUGACAACAUGUUUCAGAUUGGGAAAAUGAGGUAUGUCAGUGUUCGGGACUUUAAAGGGAAAGUCUUAAUUGAUAUUAGAGAAUACUGGAUGGAUCCGGAAGGUGAAAUGAAACCAGGAAGGAAAGGUAUUUCUUUAAAUCCUGAGCAGUGGAGCCAGCUGAAGGAACAGAUUUCUGACAUUGAUGAUGCAGUAAGAAAACUGUAAAAUCAGCCAUGUAAAACCUGUACUGUUCUAGUUGUUUUAAUCUGUCUUUUUACCUUGGCUUUUGUUUUCUAAACAUUGUUUUCCAAGCUAUUGUAUAUUUGGAUUGCAGAACAAUUUGUAAGAUGAAUACUUUUUUUUAAAUGCACAUUAUUAAAAAUGUUCUGAGUGAAGCUAAUUGUCAGUUUUAUUAAGGAGGAUUGCUUUUGUGUCCACCACCUAGUGUAAAAUAAAAUCAAGUAAUACAAUCUUAACUGUUGUGGCCUUCUUUGAUCAGAAAAGUUGGUACUAUUUAAGGCCAAAAGUAACAGUUUCUCGACCUUUUAGUUUCAACUCAGCUUUUACGUUCAAAAGGAUUAGCAUCGCAUUGAAUUUAGAAAAUUUUGGUUUGUGAAAUUCAUGGUUGAUCUGUUUCGUUCUAGUCAAAUAUCUGGACUUGUUUGAUUUUUUUCUUUUCCCCCCACCCCAAUGAUAUUUCACUUUCUCCUUUUUUUCUUCACUUCAUUUUCCUUUUAAUAACUUGUUAUGUUCAGUUUUCAUUUUGCUUUUUCUUGAGUAUAUUAUGCUAAUUUGGAAAGUCAAACUGUCAAAAUGUUACUUAUCUCAAUAAGGUACUUGUAAGUAAAAUGUUAUAUGAGAACUACAAUCACUAAUUCUACUGUAUUAAAUAUUAGAAGAUAUAGUUUGAUAAACAACAUGGCUUGUAUGAAAACUCUGAGCAAGUAAAUGUAUGUAUGUCAUUACCUGUAGUGUUCUGUGUAGUUGUUAUCUUAUUGCUUAGUCUGCAGAAAAUAAUGACUUAGAUGUCUGAUUUGCUUUCACUUAUUAAACAUAUUCACCAUGGGAUGAUGUCUAUAAAAUCAGAUAUUGUUAAAUUAGACUAGGAUUUAAUAAAAAUUGUGAAAGCUUACUGGCCUAACAUUUUAUUUUAUGACAUUGAGUAUGGAUUAUAUAUAGCCAGAGAUGUCACUGAGCUUAACUGUCAUAGUAGAUAAUGUGGUCAAUUUUUAGGGGAAAGAGCACAAAGAGCACAUACUGGUGUUUUUUAGCCUUUGCUUCAGUAGAUUUGGUUCUUUUGCAGUUCAUUUAUGGGACAAUGACAUUCUAGACUUAAUGUUACUGAGUUUUAGCAGGCACUCUGAAGUGAUUUUCAUUGAACCAUAAUGAUGAAGCAGACAUAGGUUGAGGCACAGAUUUCAGGGGCUUUGUAGCAAUAAAUAGGGCAUGGUGUGCCUUAGGAGAAGAAUGUAAAGAAACUAUAACUGAAAUUUAAAAAGGUGGCAGUGAAGAGGAAGGAAUUCUCUUCACACUAAAUGAUAACACAUGAUAUUUUGAUCACAUUGAUAGGACACAGUUCUAGAUAGAAUAGUAAAAAGAAAGGUUUAAAGACAUGUAAAAAAUUCUUGCUGACGUUUGGUAGCUAAUCUCAAAUGGUUACUACCAUAUCAGAGAGUUGCACUAUUAUACCAAGUUUGAUUACUAUGUCUAAAACAUUUUAUAGUAGACUUGUCAAGGACUUGAUUUCAAAACCAUCUGCCAG
Molecule: messenger RNA, 2017 nt
Organism: Kogia breviceps (pygmy sperm whale)
Lineage: Eukaryota; Metazoa; Chordata; Mammalia; Artiodactyla; Physeteridae
Gene: SUB1
Product: SUB1 regulator of transcription
Biological process (GO): positive regulation of transcription initiation by RNA polymerase II
Cellular component (GO): nucleus; transcription regulator complex
Molecular function (GO): DNA binding; transcription coactivator activity
Source: RefSeq, a predicted model, not a curated record